Molecule: messenger RNA, 1145 nt
Organism: Mobula hypostoma (lesser devil ray)
Lineage: Eukaryota; Metazoa; Chordata; Chondrichthyes; Myliobatiformes; Myliobatidae
Product: acidic phospholipase A2 E-like
Exons: 4
Coding region: 84-548 (154 amino acids)
Biological process (GO): lipid catabolic process; arachidonate secretion; phospholipid metabolic process
Molecular function (GO): phospholipid binding; calcium ion binding
Source: RefSeq, a predicted model, not a curated record
UGCCGGGGUUGUGAGCGGCUGGCCACAGGGACUACAGCUCUCAGAAUCUGCAUCAGCACCCAUCCGUCCAUCACUCUGGAAUCAUGAAGGCUGGCUGCCUGCUCACGCUCUCCGUUCUCCAUGGUCUGGUACUGCCCGUAGGUGGGGGCCGUUUGAAGCGUCACCUGGACCAGCUGGGGAACAUGAUCGAAUGUGGAGUGGGUGAAGGCCGCUGGCUCACGUGGCUCGACUACUUUGACUACGGCUGUUACUGCGGCUUUGGCGGUCAUGGUCAGCCCCUUGACGCCGUAGACAGUUGUUGCCGUCUACAUGAUAUUUGCUACGGGAAGCUAGAGUCCAAAGGUGGCUGUCGCUGGUAUCAUUACCCCUACUGGACCCACUACACGUGGAUCUGUGGACGUGAGCAGUCCCUCACCUGUGUUGACCCCUAUGGAACCUGUGCACGCUCUGUCUGUGACUGUGACAAGAAGCUGGUCGACUGCUUCUCCCGGAGCAACUACGAUGCAGACAUGAGGGGCAUCAAUAAGGAUGUGAUGUGUCAGCCCUGAGAUCCCCGUAACAGGACCCAGGCUGCAAUCUGAGCCCCUCUUGCCACAGGCCGGUCCGUCUUGCUCAACCGCCACGGUUUCCCGAUGGUUUAGGUCUGGGUGGGGGGAAGGGUCAGAAUCACCAACGGGACCCCAUCCUCCCUCACAUUUAACAAUCUAGCCCAAUCCCAGUCCCACCACCCCUUGCAUUGAACCCCACCUGCAUCUCUCCACCUUCCUCAACGACAUCCACAUCUGCACCCCUUCUGCUUAUUCUCCACUUCCCUUUCCACUUAUUCGCCACUUCCCAUUCCCCACCCUCUUUAUUCCAUACCCCUCCUCAACUCCCCACCUAAACCCAUCUCCACACCCCUCAUCUCUUCCUACAUACUCUCUCCUCUCCCCACCACCUCAACUCCACAACCCCAUCUCCCCACCCCUCAAAUCCACAACCCCCAUCUCCCCACCCGCCAACUCCACAACCUCCAUCUCCCCACCCGCCAACUCCAUAACCCCCAUCUCCCCACCCGCCAACUCCACAACCCCCAUCUCCCCAUCCCUUCAACUCCACAACCCCCAUCUCCCCACCCGCCAGCUCCACAACCUCCAUCUCCCCAC